Messenger RNA from Microsporum canis CBS 113480, 1080 nucleotides. RefSeq names its product RNA polymerase II subunit 3. The transcript has 3 exons. The record is from RefSeq and is a predicted model, not a curated record. The coding region runs from base 1 to 1080 and encodes 359 amino acids. Gene Ontology annotation, biological process: DNA-templated transcription. Gene Ontology annotation, cellular component: RNA polymerase II, core complex. NCBI's taxonomy places the organism in Eukaryota, Fungi, Ascomycota, Eurotiomycetes, Onygenales, Arthrodermataceae. Gene Ontology annotation, molecular function: DNA-directed RNA polymerase activity; protein dimerization activity; DNA binding.
AUGGACUACGACGCCAUGGAUAUAGAGCCCCAAGGGCCCCAGGUCACCGUCCGCGAGCACAGCUCGCAUCUAACAUGGAGAAUUCAGGCUGAACCAUACCGUGUUGACUUCCGCCUCAGCUCUGUCGACCUCGCCUUCGCCAACUCCUUUCGUCGUACCAUCCUAGCAGAAAUACCCACGGUAGCCAUAGACGUUGUCGAAAUAGAAGUAAACACCUCCGUCCUACCAGACGAAUUCAUCUCUCACCGUCUAGGCCUGAUACCCCUCUGCUCAAAAAACUGCGACACAGACAUGCUCUAUUCACGGGACUGCGACUGCGAAGGCGGGUGCCAGCGAUGUGUUAUCAAUCUGUCGCUACAUGCCAAGUGUACCAGUGAAGAGAUCAUGAAGGUAUAUGCGAGAGAUCUGGUCGUUGUAGGGGACAGGGCGAACGAGUGGGUAGGUAACCCUGUAUUGACGGAUCCGGAGGGCAAGGGGCCCAUUAUAUGUAAGCUGCGGAGAGGUCAGGAGGUCAAGUUCAACUGUAUAGUGAAGAAAGGUAUCGCGAAGGAACAUGCCAAAUGGGCUCCUACGGCUGCUGUCGGUUUCGAGUAUGAUCCGCAUAAUAAUCUCCGGCACGUCGACUACUGGUUUGAGGAGGAUCCGAUCAAAGAAUGGCCCCUUUCGGCAAACGCUGGGUGGGAAACGGCGCAGCCACGAGACAUGCCGUUCGACUACGACGCCCAGCCAAAUACAUUUUACAUCGAUAUCGAGAGUAUCGGCAACUUAGAGCCUGACGCUGUCGUGCAGCAGGCCAUCAUUAUGAUGCAGCGCAAACUAGCUGAGAUCAUAUCCGGCUUGACCGGCGCAGACCAGGAACGAGGCAUGGUCAACGGUGGUAUCGACCAGGAUGGCGCUGGUGCUCGUAGUCCGGAUGCUUAUGAGCCGCCUGAGGGCAUCGAUGGCGGGUUCACCGCUUACGGCGGCGCCAAUGGGGCGGGCGGUGCGGGUGCGGGUGCUGGCAGCGGGAGUGUUUGGGGUGGUGCUGGCGGCACGACUCCCUAUGGAGCUACACCUUACGGUCAGGGAUACGGUUUUUAA